AUGCACAGGCAGUUAAAUAUCCCUGCGGCUGAGUCGGAGGCAAAGGGAACUGACUAUCACAAGAAACAGAAUGCCCUCAGAGCACUUCAAAAGAAAGCUCUGGACAAGAAUCCUGAUGAGUUCUACUUUAAAAUGAUACGUGCAGAGCUCCAGGAUGGAGUUCAUAUAAUAAAGCAGCCAAAGGAUGAAGUGACCCCCGAACAGGUGAAAUUGAUGAGGACACAGGAUAUUAAAUAUGUGGAAAUGAAAAGAGUGGCAGAAGCCAAGAAAAUCGAGAGGCUGAAGUCGGAGCUCCAUCUGCUGGAUGCUGAGGGGAAGAAUCCCAACAAGCACGUGUUCUUUUUUGAUACCAAAAAAGAAGUUCAGGAGUUUGAUAUUGCAACUCAUCUGGAUACUGUUCCAGAGCUCGUAGAUCGAGUGUACAACCGACCAACCAUUGCAACACUGCAGAAAGAGACACUGAAAGGAGCUACUAAUCCUGCCCACUUAAAGAAAUUAGCCCAGCAAAGGAAGAAUCAGUAUGACCUCCUGAAGCAGCGCAUUGAAAGAGAAAAGGCCAUGUUUGUUAUUGCACAGAAAAUCCAGACACGUAAAGAUCUUCUGGACAAAACUCAUAAAGUAAAGGUGAAGAAAGAGACAACAAAUGGUCCAGCUAUUUACAAAUUCAAAUUUCAGCGGAAACGUUAGCCAUUCCAUUAAAUAAUUGCCACCAUCUUUGCUUAUAAAGAGGAUUCUCCUUAUGAAGAAGGACUGAUACACCGUAUCAGUUUGUUUUUCACUGCAGCCUAGCACUUUGUUAAAACAAAUUACUGUGGGCCUGCAGUAGCCAUAAAUAUAUUGUAUCUAAUUACUUGAUUAAUAAAUCAGAGAGUUUGUUCUCUUGGUAUUUACA
Pygoscelis adeliae (Adelie penguin) is the source of this 892-nucleotide messenger RNA. It is a transcript of the gene UTP11, whose product is annotated as UTP11-like, U3 small nucleolar ribonucleoprotein (yeast). The record is from RefSeq and is a predicted model, not a curated record. Lineage: Eukaryota; Metazoa; Chordata; Aves; Sphenisciformes; Spheniscidae. The coding region runs from base 1 to 687 and encodes 228 amino acids. Gene Ontology annotation, biological process: rRNA processing. The transcript is spliced from 7 exons. Gene Ontology annotation, cellular component: small-subunit processome; nucleolus.